AUGUUAUAUGAUCUUACUCUUCGUUUUCAAGAAGACCUCUACAUUACAAUCAUAAUACGCCAAAUAUACACCCGUACAUUUCACAAUCCGACUUUUUUUUCCAGGCUGCGAUUACCAUUCAAACUCCACUUAUUCCUAAGUAUGUCUCAGAUCUCCCAGACAGCUUUACAGAGCCUUGACGAUGCCUCUAGAAAAGAGAUUCUAGAGUUUAUUGAAGCCGAAAAUUCCAAGUCGAAGGUACAAAUGUCUAUUCACAACUUCACAGACAUGUGCUUUAAAAAGUGCAACGAGAACAAACAGAUCACAAGCAACUCUUUAGACAAGGCUGAAGAACAAUGCUUGUCGAACUGCUUGAACAGAUUCUUGGAUACCAACAUCAAGGUCGUUCAAGCUUUGCAAGGGCAACAAUAA
Clavispora lusitaniae ATCC 42720 is the source of this 411-nucleotide messenger RNA. It is a transcript of the gene TIM8, whose product is annotated as protein transporter. Lineage: Eukaryota; Fungi; Ascomycota; Pichiomycetes; Serinales; Metschnikowiaceae. The record is from RefSeq and is a predicted model, not a curated record.